AUUCUGACUAUAUACGCUUCGCUAAUAUUGCUAUCUUGUCGUUACGACCGAAGAUUUACAUAUUUAUUACAUGUGAAUUAUACCUCAUUGCCGUGACACGUAAUUACUUCAGUUUUUGGGUUUUGAAUUAUGGGUUGGUUAAACAUAUUUGAGUAUAUCCCUACGUGGACAUGGUUGAUUAUAAUAAUGUUUGUGUUACUCUACAUGUAUGGUACAAAAGGACACGAUGUCUUAUCAAAAUUAGGCAUACCCGGUCCCAAACCAAUCUUAUUUUUUGGAAAUAUCUUACAAUUUGGAAAAGUAGGAACUGCUUUGCAACUUUGGGAAUGGAAAAAACAAUUUGGCACAGUGUUUGGGAUAUAUUUUGGGAGUCAACCUGUUAUUGUUGUGCACGAUUUAGAUAUAUUGAAGGAAGUCAUGGUCAAAGAUUUUCCACAUUUUACAGAUCGGGCGAUAACUGUAUCAAGAGCUUACGUGGAAAAGGGGAUAUUUUUCCAAAGUGGCGUCAAUUGGAAACGGAUCAGAAAUAUCAUUACGCCGACUUUCAGUUCCAGUAAAUUAAAACUAAUGAUAGGGCCAAUCAACAAAUGUGGUGGUUUAUUAUCUAACAAUCUGGUCACGAAAGCCAAGAAAGGAGAAACAGUUGAUGUUAAGCAUUAUUUUGGAGUGUAUACUAUGGAUGUAAUAGCCAGGACGGCGUUUGGGUUGGACACAGAUUCACAGAAUAAUCCUGAUGAACCUUUUGUUGACAAUGCUAGAAAACUGUUUGCAACAGCCAAGUUUACAUCAACGGCCAAUCUUCUUUCAAUUAUUUUCCCAUUUUUGAGGCCGUUACUUAAGGUAUUAGAUGUUGGAAUUUUUCCAUCUGGCCCAGUCAAUUUCUUCGUUAGGUCCAUAAAGGCCAUGAUAGAAGAAAGAAAAACAGAAGAUGAAGCCACCAGAUCAAAAAGGACAGAUUUUUUAGAACUACUGUUGAAAGCUGAAAGCGAGGAAGGAAAUGAUAUACAUGUGACUAAUGGAACACAGACAAAGGUUAUAAAACGACUAACGGUUGAAGAAAUGAUUGGCCAAGCCUUCCUGUUCUUUAUUGCUGGAUACGAAACGACGGCUAGUACCUUACAAUUUAUUUCUUACAAUUUGGCGAAAAAUCCCGGAGUACAGGAGAAAGUGAUAAAAGAAAUAGAAACACAUGUUGGUGAUAGAGAACCAACUUACGAUGAUAUAAAUAAGCUGACCUAUAUGGAACAAGUUAUUUUGGAGACACUUAGACAUUACCCACCAGUUAUUACUGUCAAUCGUAAAGCUUCAACAGACGUUGAUAUCAAAGGUGUUCAUAUACCGAAAGAUGCGAUGGUGAUGAUUCCUAUCUAUAGCAUCCAGCAUGAUCCAGAGAACUAUGAAAAUCCCGAGGAAUUCAGACCAGAAAGAUUUGACGCUGCUACACGACAAGAAAGUAACCCGAUUACAUUUUUGCCAUUUGGCUACGGACCAAGGUUGUGUAUUGGAAUGAGAUUGGCUUUGCUGGAGACUAAAAUAGCACUUGUGUGCUUACUUAGAAGAGUUCGAUUUGCUAAAUGUUCUGAAACUCCAGACAAACUGGAUUUUAAAACUGGUGGUAUUCUGUCCACAAAAGAUCCAAUAAAAGUUGCUGUAGAACUGGUUCCCAAGCAAAACUUUUAGUCCUUUUCUUCUGGGAAUAAAUGGAAACAGAAUAUUACUUGUUAGUGUAAUUAUAAUUUCUGUCACAAUGGAAGUCACGUUUUUUGCUCCGAAUACGCUGGAUAGAGAAAUAUUUUAAUGGUGAAUAUGACUAAAGUCUUUAAAAUGGCUAAACCGUGUAAAUAGGGUCAAAAAUAAAAUUAUCGAUAAUCUUUGCUUUCCUACAUUGAAUUUUCUUGUGGAAUGACAAUAAUAUGUCUUCUUUGAGAAUUUUACAUCAAAAGGUAAAGCCUAUCUUGAAAUAUAUGUAUAACCGAUUGUGUGUUCUACUGUCGACAUGGUAAGCUAAUAUUAGUAAACAGACAGGUUUAAGCUUAAUCUUUAAAAAACAAAACAAUUUAAUCUAUUGAGCUUGCCUCCAUCACUAAUGGAAAUAACACAUCAGUUCCUAAUCAUUUCAGUAGUAUAUUUUGACAAAAUUCUUUUGGAAUACGAACAUUUCGCGCAUCAUUUUUCGGAAAGGGCGCAAUUACUAAAAAAUUUCUACAGGUUUUGUCAUGAUUGACGCCUAAUCUAACCCAUUAUAAUUUAUACAGAGAAUAUAUUUUGAAGUAUAUUUAGAGUCGAUUAUUCAUUGGCUUAAACAUCAGAUUGGCUAUACAAAUCAAUGUCAAGGCUGACGUUACAGGUUUAAUUUCUCAAAUGUUAAUGAAAUCAUCAGAAAUGAUCGAAAUAAUUUUAACGAAAAUAAUAAAUGGAACGAAAAUAAUAGAUUAAUUAGAUUGGUUUGCCAAUUACUUAUAUGCUGAUACUUAAUUAUGUAAAUAUACACAAAUAUGAUAUUUUAACCAUUUUAUUGUAUAACGAGCUUGGGGGGGGGGGGUAUAUUUACAUAACGGAACGCUGUACAUACAAUGAUAUAGACUACAAUAUACUAUACAUUUUCAUCCAUUUUAUUAUACAUACAAUAUAUGUGUUUUCAACAUUUUAACGAUGUAAUACACCCCUUUGUUCUUUUGUAUUAAUGCUAUGUAUGUAGUAGUUAUUAGCACACUUUCCGAGGUGUAUCGGUGAAUAUCAGGACAGUUUUGGUCGAGGGGCCCAGCCGAGGCGGAGCCGAGGCGGCUCCCGACCAAAACUGUCCUGAUAUUCACCGAUACACCGAGGAAAGGUGCUAAUAAGUUACUUACAUCACAUUUCUAUCGAGUAUUGUGAAGCAAAAUGUGAAAAAUAGUAUUUAUUAUCGAGUCGUUUCAACCGAAAAGUGACAAAUACUUUCUGCUCUUUCAUUAUUUAUACCUUUCUGAGCCUCACGUUACAUUUCAUGGUAGAAUGAUUUCGCAGUGGUGAGACGACCUGAGUAGUAUUUACACGUGUGUCUUGCUAUGAUAUAGGGUGACCCAUGUACUCACAGAAAUACAGUCCACCGCUGAUAGUUCGAGACUACCACUGAAGCGUGCACAUUCGCCGUGCCGAGACCAACUUUCUGACAGUAUGAUACUAUAAAUAGCCAUGGCACGUGCAAUUCUCUACAAAUCUAUCAACUAUUACAGCCGUAAAACAUUUAUUGUUGACGAUUUUGAAUAGCAGUAAAAUUAAGCUUCUUGGUUAUUACAGCAGAUUUAGAAAUUACGUUCGUUUCAUUUUUUAAAUCGCUUUAUCAUUAACUGUACCGUUAAGAGCGGCAUCUUUUGGUUUAGUACAAAUAAUAUCUCUGAAUCACUCGGGUUAGACAGGAACAUGAUACUAGCAGUAGUUUCAUUUUACUUUUACAAGCUUCUUAAAACGAUUGUUGAGCUACCUAACGUGCUUAUUUCUAAAUAAGCUAGCUUUCUGUUAUUUUUCGUAAAAAAGUAGUCUUGAUUGUCCCGACCUGUCAAUCAGACGUAGAAUGGUCGAUAGACUGGUUAAGCGAGACUAAUUUCAAAACAAGGGCACGUAACCUAUCUUUUACUCAAAAGUGUCUGGAUGUUAUGGACGACUCUUGGAACCAAUUUUCAGUCUAUUAUUUAUACGUGAUUAAUAGUCAUAGCUUAUUAAGUACAACAUGAUCGUUUAUUUAGUGACUAUAAUUGUGUGAAACUGAUUUGAGGCUUGGCAUAUGUAUAAAUAUUGUGGCGUAAUUGUCGAGAUAUAUGGAGAUAUUUAUUUAUGGUGGGUCACCCUACUAUGAUACUCUGAGCGUAAAACAAUUACGUGUUUGUUUAGACCACAUCGUCAAAACAACUUGUCUAUGUCUAUGGCGUAGAGGACUGCGAUAUUAUUAAAUGUAGUGUAAAGGAAAUGCGAAACGUGGGUCAUUCCUGGUGAAAGUAUGGAUCGGCGGAUGGUUCUUUCGUUGAAAUUUAUUUGUAAUAAAGUUUAUGACUUUCUAGGCGUUUUUUCAUCCUGCUUAUUUUCAAUGCUUGUGAAGUGUCCAGCAAGAGAACUGCGCCUUCUAUCAUCACAAUUAAUUAAAAUAGUUAUUCAAUAUUCUAAUUUAUAUAUUUUGCAUAUUAAUAUAAAUCAAACCAAAUUAUGAAAUAGAUGCCAAUUGAUAUGUAUAAUAAUUGAUUUUUAUACGCCCACAUUGAAAUGUGGUCGUAUAUUGUCGUCGCCCCCGUCCGUCCGUCCGUCCGUCCGUCCGGCGUCCACAAUUGCUUGUGGACGCUCUAGAGGCUAAAGUUAAUAUCCGAUUGACUUUAAAUUUAUAUACAGUGUUUAAGGCCAUGGGACGAAGAAGCCUAUUGAUUUUCAGCGAUUUCCGAUACUUACUGCCAGAGUUAUGGCCCUUGAUUACUUCAAAAAAUCUUGUGGACGCUCUAGAGGCCAAAGUUAAUAUCCGAUUGACUUUAAAUUUAUACACAGUGCUUAAGGUCAUGAGACGAAGAAUCCUAUUGAUUUUCAGCAAUUUACGAUAAUUACUGCAGAGUUAUGGCCCUUGAUCAUUUUGAAAAAUCUUGUUGACGCUCUAGAGUCUAAAGUUAAUAUCCGAUUGACUUUAAAUUUAUACACAGUGUUUAAGGUCAUGAGACGAAGAAGUCUAUUCAUUUUCCCGUCUUCAUUAGCCCAGGUUAGGAGCAGAACAGUAGGACGUUAAACUCCAUUUCAUUUCUAUUCAUUUUCAGUGAUUUUCGAUAAUUACUGCCAGAGUUAUGGCCCUUGAUCACUUCAAAAAACCUUGUGGAUGCUCUAAAGGCCGAACUUUAUAAAAACCAAACAAAUUCUAAUGGUUUUCUGAGUUGUUGCUCUUAAUCAGAUUUUAGUGUAUUAUAAAUGUUUCAUUACCGAAAAAAGUAAAAAUAUGCGACAACUCUUGUUGACUGCCCGGACGAUUUAGCUGCUGUGGGCGUAUGUUUCGUUGCCUGGCAACCUAUCUUUGUAAUAUGUUGUUAUGUUAAUUUAAUGUCAUUGUAUAUGUUUUUGAACUGCCAUGUAGUUCCCCCCAUUUUGUUUUGUUACUAUGAUUUUGACUAGUUGUUUCAUGUACAUGGUAUAGAGCCAUCGUUAUCAAUUGCGAUCUGGGUCGGACUAAACGUCCGCUACUUAUUGCUUGAUAGGUAUCUAAAACGGUACAUAAGUAUCCGUGUAUCAGAAAUGAACAGUACUCUUUCUGUACAUUUCUGAUACACGGAUACUUCUAUGCAUGUAUUGCAAAUUAACAGGACAGUUUUAUCAAAGGUUGCCAGUGGCAACGAGUAGAAGUGGGAUGUAAAUGUUAUUUAGGGAGAGGGUUUUUACACAGGAUAAACUUCUUCUUCAAUCCCAUUCAGAUAUCUUGUUUAAACGAAUGACGAAACCAAGAAGAGAUGGGGCAGAAUUACUGAAUUGUAUUUAAAAUAUUGUAAUCUGUUAAAUUAAGCGUCAUUUUUUGUUUAAAAAAAAUAAAAAAAUUUUAAAUUAUAGAAA
Patella vulgata (common limpet) is the source of this 5547-nucleotide messenger RNA. RefSeq names its product cytochrome P450 3A29. The coding region runs from base 130 to 1680 and encodes 516 amino acids. The record is from RefSeq and is a predicted model, not a curated record. NCBI's taxonomy places the organism in Eukaryota, Metazoa, Mollusca, Gastropoda, Patellidae. The transcript has 15 exons. Gene Ontology annotation, molecular function: heme binding; oxidoreductase activity, acting on paired donors, with incorporation or reduction of molecular oxygen; iron ion binding.